UGACUCGCCUGAAAGUCAACACCGAGCGGCGGCGGCGGCGCGAGGAGCUCUGAGCUCGGCGGAGCGCGAGAGCGAGAGACGGGAGGACUGACGGCGGGGUGAGCAGCAGCUGCCGCCGCCGUGCUUUUCUCCGGCUCUGUAGGGCCGUUACCACAGUCAGGGCGGGCCGGGCGAGGCUGCUGUCACCGCGCCGCGUGUUGUAGUUACAGCAGCGGGCUGAGGAAGAUCCCUCACUCCGCCAGUCCGGGAAACUGCUGCUGCGGCUGGAGAGGGGGUGAACCCCGCCAGCGCCGGCGCCAGGCUGAGUCACUGCUGAGGAGUGGGAAGGUCUGAAGAGAGCGUGUGCGCGAGCGAGAGAGCGGGCAAGCAAGCGAGAGAGAGAGAGAAAGAGAGAGAGAAGCGUCGGAAGGAGGGGAAAGCCUCCAUAACAGCCUCCUCGACAGGAGAGAGAGAGACUGAGCGAGGGAACGAACCAGCGGACGAGCGAGGAGGGAAGCGACGGAGAGAAGGAGAGAGAGAGUGAGAGUGAGAGAGAGAGGGAGAGCACCAGCCAGCCAGGCAGCCAGAGAGGCAGGCAGGGAGGGAGAGAGUGAGUGAGUGAGGGAGACGCUGACCCCUCCCCUCUUCCUCUCCUCCUCCUCCUCCUCCUUCCUCCCCCCCCCCACACACACACACACACCCCUCCCCACUCCUUCUGGAGCUGGCGUGUAGCGGCGGAGAGCACACCGUGACAGAGGCAUCAUGAGCGAUGUCACCAUCGUCAAAGAAGGCUGGGUGCAGAAGAGGGGUGAAUAUAUUAAGAAUUGGAGACCGCGCUACUUUCUGCUGAAGACGGAUGGAUCCUUCAUCGGGUACAAGGAGAAGCCGCAGGAUGCAGACCUUCCCUACCCUCUCAAUAACUUCUCCGUCGCUAAAUGCCAGUUGAUGAAAACAGAACGGCCAAAGCCCAACACGUUCAUCAUCAGAUGUCUCCAGUGGACCACAGUCAUCGAAAGAACCUUCCACGUAGACACUCCAGAAGAAAGAGAUGAGUGGACAGAAGCGAUCCAGAUGGUGGCAGAUAAACUCCAAAGACAGGAAGAAGAGCGGAUCCAGUGCAGUCCCACGUCCCAGAUAGACAACAUCGGCGAGGAGGAGAUGGACAUUUCCAUCAGUCACCACAAACGCAAGACAAUGAAUGACUUUGAUUAUUUAAAACUCCUGGGAAAAGGCACUUUUGGUAAAGUCAUUCUUGUAAGAGAGAAGGCGAGUGGGAAAUACUACGCAAUGAAGAUUUUGAAGAAAGAAGUCAUUAUAGCAAAGGACGAAGUGGCUCACACGCUCACCGAGAGCCGAGUGCUGAAAAACACCAGACACCCUUUCCUAACUUCUUUGAAGUACUCAUUCCAAACAAAAGACCGCCUCUGCUUUGUGAUGGAGUACGUCAAUGGAGGAGAGCUGUUUUUCCAUUUGUCGAGAGAACGGGUGUUCUCGGAGGACCGCACGCGCUUCUACGGCGCCGAGAUCGUCUCCGCCCUCGACUACCUGCACUCCGCCAAGAUAGUGUACCGGGAUCUCAAGUUGGAGAACCUCAUGCUCGAUAAGGACGGACACAUUAAAAUCACAGACUUUGGGCUUUGUAAAGAAGGAAUCACUGAUGCUGCAACCAUGAAGACCUUCUGUGGAACGCCAGAGUACCUGGCUCCUGAGGUGCUGGAAGAUAAUGAUUAUGGCCGGGCAGUAGACUGGUGGGGUCUGGGCGUGGUCAUGUAUGAGAUGAUGUGUGGCAGGCUGCCCUUCUACAAUCAGGACCAUGAGAAGUUGUUUGAGUUGAUCCUCAUGGAGGACAUCAAGUUCCCGCGGACGCUGUCGGCUGAUGCUAAAUCUCUGCUUUCAGGCCUGCUAAUCAAAGACCCCAACAAGAGACUUGGCGGAGGUCCAGAUGAUGCUAAAGAAAUUAUGCGACACAGUUUCUUUGUUGGAGUCGACUGGCAAGAUGUUUAUGAUAAAAAGCUGAUACCUCCCUUCAAGCCUCAGGUGUCGUCAGAGACGGAUACCAGAUAUUUCGACGAGGAGUUCACGGCUCAGACGAUUACAAUAACCCCCCCUGAAAAAUUUGAUGAAGACGGAAUGGACUGUAUGGAUAACGAGCGGCGGCCGCACUUCCCUCAGUUUUCUUACUCGGCCAGUGGGAGAGAGUGAAGCCCCUCACAGCCAGCACUGCCUCAUCCUCAUCCUCACGCUUUACCACUGGAACACGGACUACUGCGUCCUCUGCUUCUCCACACUCAGACUUAGCCUAAGCCCCUCCCCCUCCUCCUCCUCCUCCACGGGGUACUCCCUCAUCGCUCUCUCUCAGCAGGCAGCAGAGGGCACCAGGACGGGACCGGGUUGAGUUUUAGGGUAAUGGGGUAGAUUUAGUUUUUGCACGUUGGGCUGGCCCGGGGUCCGGCCCGCUUAAACAACGUCCCCGGCAGCUUCAGCCCCUUCGGGUGGGCUGCCAGGUGGGGAAGAACUGUGCUGUUUAUUUUCUUUUGUGUGUGGAUUAGUUUUUUGUUGUUGUUUUUUUUGCUUUGUGAUGUUUAAAUGUCUCCUUCAGUGGGAGCAAAAAGCACUGAAGCUGCACACACCCUUCACUCCUUCACACACCCUUCACUCCUUCACACACCUUUCACUCCUUCACACAACUUUCACUCCUUCACACACCUUUCAAACUGUUCACACUAUUCCAUUUCAGAUCAGAGAACCAGCAUGGCUCCAGAUUCACAUCAGCGUUCAGACUGAACUGCUGCUUAUAUAAUACUGUAUUCAAUAUCUAGUACAGUGGACUGUCCCCCAGUUCUGUACACACAUACACACACAGGGUACCCACACACACACACACACACACACACUCUGCUGGACAGGUCACAUCUGUGCUCAACUCAGUAACAGGAUUAGCUUUAUUUCAGUCUCUCUGUCGCCCAGGGAACACCACUGAUAAUAUUACAAUUCAGACAGCACUGCAGCUCUCCCUCUCUCUCUCUCUCUCUCUGUUUCUCUCUCUCCUUUUCCCUAGCUCCCUCACUCACUCACUCUCUGUCUCUGUGGUUCACUUUCUCUCUCUCACUUUUUACCUAUUUUCUUUCUGUCAUUCACAGGGUCUCAGUCUCAUUUUUUUUUGUUUAUUUACAUCAUUCUCUGUUUCUUUCAUUAGUUUCUCCAUUUUGUUCCCUUUUACAUUCUUUAUUUCUUUCUCACAUUACCUUUAGGUACGCUUAUAUAUAUAUAUAUAUUCACACAUAUAUAUAUAUAUAUAUAUAUAUAUAUAUAUAUAUAUAUAUAUAUGACCCACACUUACUGAUCACAUGAUCCUCAUUCCAAGUACGAGGGCUUUCUGUUCCACACAUCAUUCCAUCAUUCACUGAGAUAAAUCUUCUGUCAUUCCAUUUAAUGGAGAAAUUCUAAUAGUUACUGAUAAUCAGUGGAUCUGAGGAGAUCUGAGGAGUCUCUGCACAGUUCCCGGCUCACUCAUAAGAAAACUCUCUAAUUGGGCUUAAGGAUCAGCAUCCUGUUCAAACAGCCAAACAGAUGUUCUGACUCCACUUCCUCUGAGUAGUCAGUAAUGCAACCGCUGGGGCUGAGUAAAGCCUGCUUUAGCUGAUGGAGGGCAGAUGCACUGUCGUGUUGUUUUACAAUAGGGAAUACGGUUUAUAAAACCGGGGUUCUGAUCAUUUAUUUAUUAUUUUCGUCUGUUGUCUGUUUGUCCUCGUCUUUAAAAAAAAAGUGUUGUCCGGAUGUUCCUCGUUGGACACAAAUGCACCUACAAAUGGCUUAAGAAUGUAAAUUGGGCAAUGCAAAGGCCUUCACUUUAUUUUGUUUUCUUCUUCUUCCUUUUUAUUAGGAAUUGUGGUGUCUGUUUCUUUAUUUUUGUGAACAAGUCAUGGUGAAAACAGCUUGUGAGAGUCCCUUUCACACCAUUGUAGCAUGGCUGCUUUCUCUGCUUUUUUAUUUAUUAUUAUUAUAAUUAUUAUCAGUUUUCCCCUUCACCCGUUUUCUGCGUAAUGAGUUGUUUUGAGUGUUGCUGAAUCGUGUCCUCUGUCCCCAUACAAAGGGCUGCACAACCUGGUCCUCUCAAAAACACAAAGCCGCUGCGAUGCUCUGGCAGUGGGGAAAGUGUGGCUUUCACUAGCGUAUGUAAAUACAAGAGCAUGGCACUGAGCAGCUCUGUCUAGUGAGACUUAACAAUGUGCUUUCUUCUGGCAAUUUCCCACGGCUGGCCACGG
Astyanax mexicanus (Mexican tetra) is the source of this 4244-nucleotide messenger RNA. RefSeq names its product v-akt murine thymoma viral oncogene homolog 3a (gene akt3a). The record is from RefSeq and is a predicted model, not a curated record. Lineage: Eukaryota; Metazoa; Chordata; Actinopteri; Characiformes; Acestrorhamphidae. The coding region runs from base 742 to 2181 and encodes 479 amino acids. Gene Ontology annotation, molecular function: protein serine/threonine kinase activity; ATP binding. The transcript is spliced from 14 exons. Gene Ontology annotation, biological process: protein phosphorylation.